This is a messenger RNA of Pipistrellus kuhlii (Kuhl's pipistrelle), 1271 nucleotides long. It is a transcript of the gene MED9, whose product is annotated as mediator complex subunit 9. Gene Ontology annotation, molecular function: transcription coregulator activity. Bases 66 to 482 code for a protein of 138 amino acids. NCBI's taxonomy places the organism in Eukaryota, Metazoa, Chordata, Mammalia, Chiroptera, Vespertilionidae. Gene Ontology annotation, biological process: regulation of transcription by RNA polymerase II. Gene Ontology annotation, cellular component: mediator complex. The transcript has 2 exons. The record is from RefSeq and is a predicted model, not a curated record.
GACGCGCUGGGCGGCCGCGCCGUCCCGAUUCCUGACUGGGCGGCCGCUCGCGGGUUCCGAGCGCCAUGGCCUCUGCCGGGCUGGCGGCCGGGCGACCCGCCGAAGAAGCGAUACCACCGCCGGCCGAGCCGCCGCCGGCCGAGCCGAAGCCGCCGCCGCCGCCCGUGGCCGCGCCCCAGCAGCCGGCGCCGCGGCCCCCGUCCCCGGCGGGCGCGAAGGAGGACAGCUACUCGUUCCUGCCUUUGGUCCACAACAUCAUCAAGUGCAUGGACAAGGACAGCCCGGACAUCCACCAUGACCUCAACGCCCUCAAGACCAAGUUCCAGGAGACACGCAAGGUCAUCAGCACCAUGCCCGGCAUCCACCUGAGCCCCGAGCAGCAGCAGCAGCAGCUGCACAGCCUCCGGGGGCAAGUCAGGACCAAGAACGAGCUCCUGCAGAAGUACAAGAGCCUCUGCAUGUUUGAGAUCCCCAAGGAGUAGAUGAGGCCGGCCUUCAGGUGCCCGGCAGGCACGCGAGAGCAAGCGGCCGGUGUGUUCCCUGUGAGUGCGGUUCUCUAGGCCCCAGCUCUGAACUUCAUAGCCGGGCAGGGUGGAGGCUGUGUGCUUCCUCAGCUGAACUUGACGUUGACUGUGGGGGGCGGCGUGGCUGGGGCCGCCGCCUCUGUGUCGCUAGGCACCGUGGCUGGAGGGCCCGCUGUGGGAAGGAGAGUGCUGCCACAGGGGUGGGCCUACCUGCCUCCGGGGAGGGCCGUCUCCGCUCUGCUUCCGGCCUCCCCCCCGACACACACACACAUGAGCAGUGUGUGCCAGGGACACAGCGUCCUGUUAGCGACAUGCCGGGAAGCCUGAGUGCUGAGCUCACUGGACGGAUGCAGCGUGGGCUGCACCAGUGAAGGAAGGAGGAAGGCUGAAACUGUUUCCUUAUGUUUGAGCCAGCGAGUGGAACUGUCCAUGGGGGCGGCCCCUCUGGGUGGCCCCUUGUCCGGGUUCCCUGCCACCUCCAUGCCUUUCACUUUUAGUUCUUGCUCCCCGUGUCUCUGUCACCUGCAGGCGUCUCGUUUAGCCAUUUAGUGCCCAAGCCACCAGGCCUCCUGGGGCACAGGCACGGUGAGCCUCCGGUCCACAGCUGGCCUCUCCCGGCAUCUCAGAUCCCGUGGUCUAGUGAAAAGUGUCUCUCUCUGUCUCUUUUUAAAAAAAAAUAUAUUUUAUUGAUUUUUUACAGAGAGGAAGGGAGAGGGAUAGAGAGCUAGAAACGUCGAUGAGAGAGAA